UGGUUACGCAUCACACAGUUGGGACACCGUUGCGCUCAAUUGCAACAAAAAUUGUCGAAAAAAGCCGUUUCCACCCUUGUAUUGCUGCACGGCCUGGUGCAAGCUGUUUGUGGAGACAAUUUUCACCUACGAAAACCAGGUUCGACCAAGCGUAUCUCCACCGUGUGGAGAAGUAGAGGGAAAUGUGACCCAAUCAUCGGGGUCGUGGUAUAUAAAGUCUAACGGUAAAUCAGGGAUAGGUGUCACAUCCGAUCCGUCCUCCCAUCGGGUAGUACAGUACCCUGAAGACGCAAGUAGCCAUCUGACAAACCCGUGUCCGCGUAGUCAGCUGCCUGUUGCCUGCGGAUUAAGUGUGAGAAACUCGCGGACCAAGGUCCGGUUCCGACGUCGACGCGCCCGUUUUGCAGCCGGAGCAGGUGUUAAUUUGUGCCGCUAAUUGUGCCGUAAUCGGUAGGGAAAGGGAACUUGAAUACGUAAUCAGGGAGCCGUCGCUGAGUGGAUAACGUUUACGCCAAAGAUGAGGAAACUGUCAACUUCGACGGUGUUGCUGUUGGUGGUGCUACUAGUCGGCGGUGGAUCGUGUGACCCACAGGAAGGAUACUUUUAUCCCCGACCAACGCCACAAUGCUUGCCGCAGGUUUUUACCGAAACCGUAACGGACUAUGCUACCGAAACGUUAAACCACUUCUUCACCGAUGUCAACACGGUGUACUUGACGGACUUCAUAACCUCCACCGUGGUGAACCCGGUGCUUAUCACCUCCACCGAGUAUGCCGUCUCGACCGUGGUUGUGCCGCAGCUGGAGUAUGUGACCGAGACGAGCACACUGGUACUGCAGCCCAGUCCCGUCGUCCAGUACGUGACGGAAACCGUCUUCUCCACGGUAUUUGCCCAAGGCGAUUUUAGUGGUGCCGCUGUCAACACUUAUCUGCCACCGGAACCGCCGGCACCCGUACCCGUGCCCGUUCCGAACCCGUUGAUCGUCAACAAUGGUCUGCAGAUUCAGCAACCUCCCCCACCACCCCCAUUCAUUCCACCCCCACAGGUGUCGCUUCCGCCUGUGCUGGAGCAUCCCGUCACGCAUCAGCCCUUCCUGCCGGGCGGGGAAAGUUUCGAAGGACACCGCGAGCUCGGUCAACUGGGCAAUGGGUUCGAUGGAUUCGGUGGAGUUCAUUCGCUACCGAACGUUCACGCACUGCCGCCACCGCCGUCGUUCGACGAGCAUGAGGGUUAUCGCUACAAGCGCAAGCUGAACGAAGAGACGGCAAAGAAGUCGGCCUCCGAAGCGAAGGUUGCGUCAAAGUCGACGUGAAACUGCGACGGUGCUGCGGAUUGCAUACUGUAGGGCGGGAUUGUUGUGUUGCGAGCAAAGGUGAUGUUAUCUCAUGUGCCGUUUAGCUAGUUUUUGUAUAGACCGUUUUUAACUUGUUUUAAAUAAAAUACUCAUAAAAGCUACUCAGUAAGAGGGCAAUGAAUUGUUAA
This is a messenger RNA of Anopheles coluzzii, 1482 nucleotides long. RefSeq lists its product as uncharacterized. Bases 518 to 1312 code for a protein of 264 amino acids. The record is from RefSeq and is a predicted model, not a curated record. NCBI's taxonomy places the organism in Eukaryota, Metazoa, Arthropoda, Insecta, Diptera, Culicidae. The transcript has 2 exons.